CAGGAUGUAAGCUGUGCUGUCAGACGUCCUCAGCAUCACGCUGGACGCUGGAAACAGAUUCUCCAGCGUUAGUGAGGCUCUGCAGACCGGCCGUGGGUGGGAGAGAGAUACAGAAAGAUGAGGAGGAAUCAGGUGUGGGGAGCUUCUGCUGGAUGUGAGCCGGUCUGAGGGCUCAGUGAGGAGGCAGGAGGAGAGCCGAGUGGAUCUGUCUGCCGUGGGUCUGAUCCUGGAGUGGAUCUGUCUGCCGUGGGUCUGAUCCUGGAGUGGAUCUGUCUGCCGUGGGUCUGAUCCUGGAGUGGAUCUGUCUGCCGUGGGUCUGAUCCUGGACGUCCACAGAAACCAGGAAACCCAGAGGAGAAGUGUUGGUUUUCUCUGAUUAGUCGCAUCCAUAGGCGUCGAAACACAAGGUGGAUCUGUUCUACAAGGUCCGCCACGUCAUGAUGGAGCUGAUGGACCUGAGGAGACAGCUGCUGUCCGGUCAUCUAACCCAGGACCAGAGCCGAGACGUCAAGAGACACAUCACUGUCCGCCUGGACUGGGGCAACGAACACCUGGGUCUGGAUCUGGUGCCCAGAAAGGAGUUUGAGAUGGUUGAUGAGGACCAGAUCAGCGUGUCAGACCUCUACAAGAUGCAUCUGUCCAGCAGACACAGCGUCCAGCAGAGCAGCACUCAGGCCGACAGUAACCGGCAGCGACAUGGAGAACCUUGCAGGGUUCCGGUUCCUCACCACCUGCUGGUCAACCUGAAGAGCUUCACCUACAACAGCAUCGGAGAAGACACGGACAUCUUCUUCUCUCUGUACGACCUGCGGGAGGCCAGGACCAUCAGUGAGAAGUUCAUGGUGAGGCUGAACAAGAACGGAGGACCGAAGAACCCGGAGAAGGUGGACCGUCUGUGCGCUCUGUUCACGGACCUGAGCAACAAAGACAUGAAGAGAGAUCUCUACAUCGUCUCCCAGGUCAUCAGAACAGGUCGGAUGCUGCUGAAUGACAGUAAGAAAGGUCCUCCACACGUCCAGUACCGCCGGCCGUACGGCUGCGCUGUUCUGGCCAUGAGCGACGUCCUGCAGACCAUCUCAGAGCUCAAGGAGGAGAAAGACUUCGUCCUCAAAGUCUACACGUGCAACAAUGAGAACGAAUGGUACCAGAUCCAUGAGAACAUCAUCCGCAAGUCCAGCACCAAAUACACGGCGCCCAGCACCAGCUACGGUCUGAUCAUCUCUCUGCAGCUGCUGCGAGGCGACAUGGAGCAGGUCCGCAGAGAAAACCCUCUGAUCUUCAGCCGGGGCGUCGCCAUCACCCGCAAACUGGGCUUCCCGGACGUCAUCAUGCCCGGAGACAUCCGGAACGACCUCUACCUCACUCUGGAACGAGGAGACUUUGAGAGAGGAGGGAAGAGCGUCCAGAAGAACAUCGAGGUGACCAUCUACGUUCUCUACGCCGACGGAGAGAUCCUGAAGGUAGGACGUCCUCUACUUUCUGCUCCAACACCUCGUCCUCAUCCUGACCAUCUAAUCUGGAGGUUAUGCAGCAGGUUUUAUUAGGCUUUAGGUUAGAUUUUUUUUAGAUGUAUUAAAAUGCAGGACAUCAACCCUCUAACUCCAGUUUCUCAGCUUUUCAUGGUAAAUCCUGCAGCUCUGUGGAACCAGAACAUCAUGUAGAAGAACUCAGACUGUCAGCAGGUAGAAAGACAAAAAUCAGGGGGAAAAAAAGAGAAAAAAACUAAGGCUGAAUUUGAAAAAAACCCACAUUUUUCCAUGUGACCAAUUCUGAAAUAAUCGAUAGUUUUACAAGCUAAAUAUUUUUAUGUCUCUUUACAUUUUACAGCCUCAGUAAACAUGUGUCUCCAUGCUGAAUGGAUCUCAAUCACCUUGCUCCUCUGGUCUGUUUCUGAGCCAUGCUGACUUUAUUUAUUCAUCCAGUAGCUUUGGUUUCAGAAAGUUGUCCAAAAUAAACCAUAAACAUAAACUUUACCAAAGUAAUAUAAAAUGACCUAAAAAUGAUCCAAAACGACAAAAUGAUGACGGAAACCAGAAAGAAGAAAACAAAAGUGGAUUUUUUGUGACUUAGUUUAUUUAUUCCUAAAAACUGUAUACCGUAAUAAACAGUCAUAAUCACAUUUGUCCAGAGAUGCUUCCACUGCUGCAGAGUUACAUUUUAUUGCUCCAAUUUGUUUUAUUUAUUAAAAUCCUGAAGGAGAGAAGUUCUGUCAGCAGAACUCAAAGGAGA
This is a messenger RNA of Acanthochromis polyacanthus (spiny chromis), 2229 nucleotides long. Its product is annotated as dedicator of cytokinesis protein 3-like. Gene Ontology annotation, molecular function: small GTPase binding; guanyl-nucleotide exchange factor activity. The record is from RefSeq and is a predicted model, not a curated record. The transcript has 11 exons. The coding region runs from base 438 to 1544 and encodes 368 amino acids. NCBI's taxonomy places the organism in Eukaryota, Metazoa, Chordata, Actinopteri, Pomacentridae. Gene Ontology annotation, biological process: small GTPase-mediated signal transduction. Gene Ontology annotation, cellular component: cytoplasm; plasma membrane.